Lytechinus pictus (painted urchin) is the source of this 2053-nucleotide messenger RNA. RefSeq lists its product as uncharacterized. The record is from RefSeq and is a predicted model, not a curated record. The transcript is spliced from 8 exons. The coding region runs from base 126 to 1016 and encodes 296 amino acids. NCBI's taxonomy places the organism in Eukaryota, Metazoa, Echinodermata, Echinoidea, Temnopleuroida, Toxopneustidae.
AUAUUACGUAACAUAUAUAUUUUAAUUGGCUGUCUUUGGCAAUAUUGCACUCUUCUUAUCACUCGUCUUUGCACUCGACUGUCCAGUCAGUGAUCUCACUGUCCUGCCCUUCUCAAUCUCUCAUAAUGCCUUGUGUGUGCACAUCUGCCUUACGGCAGAGCUGGUGGUUAUCCAUGAAGCCGGAAGAUAGUUUCCUUCGUAGGUUACAACCAUUGAACGAUGUUGGCAAACUACUCACAAAGAAAGCUCGCUUUGGAACAUUCAAUAAGAAGACUCUAGGUUUCAUUCUGUUUAGCAAUCAUGACCAGCAUGUUCUCGCAACAAACCCAGCCCUGCUUCCGAUCCCAGCUCCAACACCAAACACACGGUUGGCAAGAGCACACCAAGUAUUUACGAAGCAGCAUGAACGUGAACUUAGGAAGCAUCGAAUCAAAACAGACGCCAUGACUCGUUUUGUCAAAGUUCUUAACGAUAACAACCUAGACGGAAACGAUAAUAUCGAUAUUGGCGAGUUCCGGCGGGCUUGUGCACAGACGAAUGAGUUCACAUCAUCUCACGCGAGGGCGCUCUUUGGUGAUCGUUUGAUGUCUGCAACAGAAAUGUUUGAGCUUCUAGAUAUCAAUAAAGAUGGACGGUCGUUCACCGAUGUUAUCUUCUACGUUAAGUUAGACUACCACGAACUGAUGAACCUGGCUGAGUGGAAUGGGGUUGGAAUUCAAACACAUCUCAUCGGGGCUGGGCGGAUUGAUGUUAAGAAUCUUACCGAGCUCAUCACAAGCCUCUUUCAGUCCCUCGUAAUGAAUGUUAAAAGAUCCUUCUUAGAGAGCGAUGACAAUGAACGAACAGUCUUGAUCAACACUGUUUACAUGAAGUGUCUUGACUUCGAUGGCGAACCAGAAGAUUGGGACUUCCUCGUUGAGCAAGGAAAACGUGCGCUUCAAGCCUUCUUAUACCACAAGAGGACGUUGGCAGAAAAUGCAAGUCCUGAUUCUGGUGGCGAGAAAGCGAACUUUUAAUUUGCUGCUGGUAUCUCAUACAGGGAAAUAUAUAUGAUCGCCUUUCAGACAGUGAUUCUGAGCCAUCUUCUUUUCUUCUUGGAAAAAAUCUAUAAAGUAAACUUUAUUUGAUCAUGUCAUUUUCAAAAGGGGUACCGUUUAAAAUGUUACUGUUACAAUAUAGCAAUUUAUCUCUCUGUGAGUUUAACAUUUACUACAAAAAAUGAUUUAAAAUAAUUUACAGGGUUUAGGCGAAUGCGAAGCAUACAGUAUGUACUCUAUGUUACUAACGUUUUAUCAACAAACUUUUUUAUAUGAACAAUAAUUCGGAUUGUAACUGCAAAAGAGAACUAGAAAGUCACUCAAAAUUUAAUUGUUGUUGUACUUAUGUUUAACUAAUGAUAUUGAUACCGAUUUUAUUGUCAUAGAUGUCUGAGAAACCAGAGUUAACAUGGUUUUUUUUUCUACAAUUCUCCAAUUCAUUUAUUUCACAUCUCUAAAACACAAACAACAAAUAGGAUACAAUGCAUCGAGAUCAACCAAUAAAAGGAUUCCAUAAUAAAGUAAAAUAACAAUGAAAAUUGUUUUUUUAAUGGAUAAAAUGACAAAAUACAUAAGAUAAUGAAUGGGAUGUGAGGAAUUAACAAACAGUCAAUAGGCCUAUCUAGGCUACUCCCUGAUUAACAUUAAUCUAUUAAUGUAUGAUGAAAAACUCAUUUGCAAUACUCAGUAUAUGGAAUUAUGAUAAUAUAAUUGCCGUAGAAUAAAAAGUUCUUUAUUUAAUAAAAAUAGCAAGUAAUUUUUAGAAGUCUGAUUACAAUACAAUACAAUAUAACAUCAUAAAUAUCGACUUUCAUUUUCUGGUCUAAUUCAAAAUCACUUUUAUGUUCACAAAAUCACUGAUCCUUAUUAAUAUCUGCUACAGUUUUUACUGAUCCCAAAUAUUACACUCUAAAUCAUUCAGUAUACCAUAUUUCGUCGAUCGUUUUGAGGAAAAAUCAUAUUUAAGUUUAUCACAACAUGGAAAUAAUUUAUGUUCCGUCUUUAGUACCUACUAC